AUUAUUUAUUUAUUUAUUUUAUGGCGGAAGAAUGGAUCAUUGAAAGAUUGUACUUUAGAUCAUCCUACGAAAUAAGAGUAGUUGCCUGAUUUUUUUUAGGAGAAUAUAAUUCAUACAAUAGGAAAAGAUGUAGUGACUGUGUUUGAAACAUAGUAAAAUGAUGAUGUUGAGAUCAACAAACAUCCCAAUGGAAUUGAUUAAAUUAAAUAGAAUAAAACUUAUCUUCUUCUUGUUGCAUUUUUGGCAAUCAAACAGAGUAUUUCUCUUUUGAUUUUGCCAUCCAUGUACCAGAGAUAUAUUUGGCCAAAUACUUGAAGAAGGAAUGAAGAAUGUUGAAAAUGCCAUUCUGUCUGGAUGUUCAGCCGGUGGAUUAGCAUCGAUUUUGCAUUGUGAUAACUUCAAAGCUCUUGUUCCCAUGGUUGCUAAAGUAAAGUGUUUUGCCGAUGCAUGGUAUUUUAUUAACGCGAAGGAUAUCUCUGGAGCACCGCAUAUAGAGGAUUUCUAUUAUGAUGUUGUCAAGACACACAGUGAACCAACCAGACAGUGAACCAAUCACAGAGCCAGUGGGUGCAAGCAUUCCUACAAACCCCCCAUUUACGAUAUUAAUGUACCAGACUAGAUCAAAUUGGCAUUUAUAAAGGUACAUGGUUGAUUAUGGUGAAGUUCUGUUCUUGGUAAACUAUUAUUCCAGCAAUGUAUGUCUAUUUUAAGUUGUCGAACAAAAUCUUAUGCUCAACAAAGAAAGAUAAAGUUGGAUUGAAGUAAUUUCA
Messenger RNA from Olea europaea var. sylvestris, 770 nucleotides. Its product is annotated as pectin acetylesterase 8-like. The transcript is spliced from 3 exons. Gene Ontology annotation, molecular function: pectin acetylesterase activity. Gene Ontology annotation, cellular component: plant-type cell wall. The coding region runs from base 323 to 547 and encodes 74 amino acids. Gene Ontology annotation, biological process: cell wall organization. NCBI's taxonomy places the organism in Eukaryota, Viridiplantae, Streptophyta, Magnoliopsida, Lamiales, Oleaceae. The record is from RefSeq and is a predicted model, not a curated record.